GCUUUAGGACGGAUCGAAGACCUGCGUGCUGCCGUUGCUUGAAGUGUUUCGUUUCCUCCGGGAAACCCUCUCGAGGUCGCGUGCGCCAUCGUAUCUGAUAUUUUCACCGUGUCGCCAAAAUAUCAGAUUGCUUGGCCUGAAUCAAGGACAUACAACAACACACAGCAGCCUCUCAAUUUGAGCGACCACUUCCAGCACAACAUGGACGAAUCACCCCGCCCCGUCAGCGAUAGGUACACCUUGAGCCUGGAUCAGAGCUUGCAAGAACUCCAAGAAAAGAUUGAGCAACACCGGGAAGAGCUUGCCGCACUUCAACGAAAUGCCAACUCCAGCCAAAAUGUUUCUGGACCAGGGAGAGGAUCUUAUGAAGUCAUGAAAGGCGCGUUCGAGCAAGUUGCCAGUACGCCUCCCUUCGUACCUUUCUCGGAAUCUGUUCUACCCGCGCUACUGGCCUUGCGAACGACUCAUCAGACCGUUGUUGAGUCCCAAGUCUAUUUGACCAGUCAAGGGGCCACUUUUGAUCAGACCAAACGCAGGCUCGAAGUUGAGCAGGCGAAUUUGUCAGACCAGAAAACCCUCCAGCAGAGUUUGGAGAAGCGAGUUCUGUCUCUCAAAGACGAGGCCGAAUCUAGGAUGGAAUUGACGCCCGAACAGGCAGCUAAGAAAAGACUGGACGAACUGAGGCAAAAGAAGAAGCGCUACGACAAGGAGACGACUAAACUGCUCAAAGCUCUGAGAAACUUCAUUGACGGUCACCUCGGAGGUCAACUGGCUGCGGAAGAUCUAGGCGGACCUGUCGUCGGCGACAUGAUGGAAAUUGAUUCGGAUCAACUCGGUGCUGGUUUCAACGCCCAGGGCCGACCUGUCAAAGUCAAAUUCAACGUGGACGAGGAUAAACGACAACGACGCCUCGAGGAAGUUUGGGGUUUACCUCAAGAGGAUGCCGGCCGGGGAAAAGGCAAUGCGGACGAAGCAGCGGCUGCUGGUCGCGAGAUGCGCGACCUAACAGAACAGCUUCUGAAUCAACAUGCUGAAGCAGCUGGCGACAGCACUGCGGCCUACGUCAAGCUCUCGAAGGAAACAGCAGCGGCGCGAUUCCUCGUCAGGUCCAAGGUCGCGCAGUUCCAUCCUAGGGACGCGACGAGGCUCAAGCUCAUUGAUUUUGGAAGAGAGCUGGACGACUAGCAGGGCUUGAUCUGCCGCACAUCCGUGCGAGUGUGACUGCGACGCAGUCGGCGCAGAUCCCCCGUGUGGAGAUGGCCAACCAGGCAAUCAAAAUGA
This is a messenger RNA of Colletotrichum acutatum, 1281 nucleotides long. RefSeq lists its product as uncharacterized. Gene Ontology annotation, biological process: mitotic sister chromatid segregation; kinetochore assembly. The coding region runs from base 202 to 1185 and encodes 327 amino acids. The record is from RefSeq and is a predicted model, not a curated record. Lineage: Eukaryota; Fungi; Ascomycota; Sordariomycetes; Glomerellales; Glomerellaceae. The transcript has 2 exons. Gene Ontology annotation, cellular component: nucleus.